Molecule: messenger RNA, 1991 nt
Organism: Larimichthys crocea (large yellow croaker)
Lineage: Eukaryota; Metazoa; Chordata; Actinopteri; Sciaenidae
Gene: htr6
Product: 5-hydroxytryptamine (serotonin) receptor 6
Exons: 3
Coding region: 573-1979 (468 amino acids)
Biological process (GO): adenylate cyclase-activating adrenergic receptor signaling pathway; chemical synaptic transmission; positive regulation of MAPK cascade
Cellular component (GO): dendrite; plasma membrane
Molecular function (GO): neurotransmitter receptor activity; G protein-coupled serotonin receptor activity
Source: RefSeq, a predicted model, not a curated record
AAGGACUUACGGAAGCUGUACAAUUCCACUUCUGUGAGGUGAGGUAUAAUUCUGAGAAUGGGUCUUUGGAUGGCUCUUCAGCAGUUCCUCUAACUGGCACAGCUCUUGUAUGUCUAGUCGUGCUCAUCUCUCUCUGUGUGCCCUCCUCCAGUGGCUGUCAUCAUUGUGACAUGCUGCUUCGAAACCCUCUGUCAGCCAUCGGAUGGCUCAUUCUGGCUCUUAGCUGUGGAUCAGGCAGGGACAUGCUGGCCAGAAUGGAGAGAUGAGUGAGACAGAGUUGGUGAUUUGGAUUACUAUACUGGUGGCAGUGGAAGUAAUCCCAGGGCAACUGGAUGUAUUCCUGCCAAAGGGAAAUGGAGCUAUUAACCCAUGGAAAACAGUCCAGUUAACCUUAACGGAGAGAGGGUUGGAUGGAUUCUUAACACAAGACCUCAGUGGCUUCUUCUUGUUCAACAAUGCUCCAAAGUGAGCACUCUGGCUGCGAAGGAGAACUGGUUAAGGUCUGUAACAUUUAGUGGUGUCUGAAGAGGAACGUUUAGGAGCUGAUUCAUUGAUCGUUGCCAACCAUUACCAUGGCUGACUCUCACUUGUCUGGCUCCGUAGGAAUCUACAACAGCAGCACUCCUGCCACCAGUGCUUGGAACAUCACUGGCAGUGGCCCAUGGUUGUUGGCCUUCAUGCUGACUGUCAUCAUCCUCAUGACAAUCUGUGGCAACACGUUGCUUAUCGCCUUGGUGUUUGCCCAUCGCUCUUUGCGUUGCACAUCAAACUGCUUCCUGGUGUCCCUGUUCCUGUCUGACCUAAUGGUGGCACUGGUGGUCAUGCCCCCAGCCAUGCUCAAUGUGCUGUGCGGGGCCUGGGUGCUGUGGCCUGCCUUUUGUCCGAUUUGGCUUUGCUUUGACGUCAUGUGCUGCAGUGCGUCCAUCCUCAACCUGUGUGUGAUCAGCCUGGAUCGCUACAUCUUCAUCAUCUCACCACUGCGCUACAAGCAAAGGAUGACCCCACCUCGGGCGUUGCUCCUGGUAGGAGCUGCUUGGGGGUUGGCAGCACUGGCUUCUUUCCUGCCUAUUGAGAUGAAAUGGCACAGUUUAGGUCACUGGAGUGGACACUCAUCAGUUCCUGGGGUCAGCAGUACCAACACCAGCUCCUACUCUGACACCUUGUACCCAGAAUCCUACUUUCAGCUGUCACCAUCUGGAGGCCUUUCAUUCCAGUGCCGUCUGCGGGUCACCCUACCCUUUGCCCUGGUGGCAUCUGUACUCACAUUCUUUUUGCCCUCCAGCGCCAUUUGCUUCACCUACUGUCGGAUACUUCUGGCAGCACGGAGGCAAGCAAAGAGGGUGGCGGCACUGAGCCACCCACCACACCCACAUCCCUCUCUUGGGGAACCUUCAAGGCCCCCUUCCCCUGGGGUUGCAGCAGGGCAGGCUCAGCAGGACGGAGAUGACUGCAGUCACCAGGAUCCUCCUGUGUCACAAAAUGUACCGCUAUCAGUGAACAGUGAGCGUCGUCUGGCUCACAGGCAGGGUCGGAGGGCACUGAAGGCCAGUCUGACAUUGGGAGUCCUCCUGGGCCUUUUCUUCAGCGCAUGGCUACCCUUCUUCAUCACCAACAUGGCUCAGGCAGUGUGUGAGUGUGUCCCCAGCGCCCUCUUCGACGCCAUCACCUGGCUGGGCUACUGCAACAGCACGAUGAACCCCAUCAUCUACCCGCUGUUCAUGAGAGACUUCAAGCGAGCUCUGGGGAGGCUCUUGCCCUGCUGUUUCUCACGGUCAAUCAGAAGACCUUCACCAGCGCUCUCCCUCUCUCUCCGCAACUCAGGGGAUCCUAACCUUGCCAGCAGCCCCCCCUCUCCCCUGGCCUCUGACCCCACCCACCCCCCUGCCACCGCCACUGAUGCUGUCAACCUGCUGGAUGCCGAGCACGCUGGCAUCGAGUUGCCUCUGCUUCUGCCCAACCAGGUCGACACCCAGGACUGAAUAUGGAAUAAA